CGCGGCUCCCUCGCCUCCCCUUCCGCCGCCUGCUCCGCCCCGGUUGCUGCGGAGCGGGGCCGCUGCGCAGUUUUCGGCAUGGCAGUGGACUGGCUCGGCUUUGGCUACGCCGCCCUGGUGGCAUCAGGAGGGAUCAUUGGCUAUGCGAAAGCAGGCAGUGUUCCAUCACUAGCUGCUGGCCUUUUCUUUGGGAGUUUGGCCGGACUGGGUGCUUAUCAGGUCUCACAGAAUCCAAAUAACAUUUGGGUUUCUCUGAUUACAUCUGGAGCACUGACUGCCGUCAUGGGAACAAGAUUUUACCAUUCCAGAAAAUUCAUGCCUGCAGGGCUAAUUGCUGGUGUCAGUUUGCUAAUGGUUGGAAGAUUAGCACUGAAGAUGUUGGAAAAGCCCCAGGAAAAGUAACUGUUAAUUUUACAUCUUAAUACUUGGAAAAGGAAACCUGAUAAUGAAGUUGCAUGAAUGCAGAAGUGAGAAGAUGGAAAAAUUUUCUGCAUCAAGACAUUAUAAAAUUUUUUUUGUAAGGAGGAGUAGAAUGAUGGGACAGAUAGUUUGUACACAAGGUAGAUCUGUUUGUGUAUAGAGAGAAAUUGGUCCUGAGUUUGAGUUUUCUGGACAUGUUUCAAUGUAUUUUAACACUUUCAUGGUUUUAUAUUCCAAAAUAUACUUCUGACAUGUAUGAAGUAGAGAGAAGUGUCCUGUAAUUAAAAAAAUAUCUGCAGAGGCACCAGGAGUAACUGGUUAAAUACAACAGUGUAUCUCAAACCUUUUAUACUGGGUAUUACAGUGUGCUUUACCUGUUGCAUUCUGAAUUGACAUGCCAUGUUUUUAUAAUGUCAAACUGAUCUUGCCUUUUUAUUGUGAAAUUAUGCUAAAAUUGUGCUUUUCUAUAAGUAAAAUUUGUUACAAACCUUUA
Hirundo rustica (Barn swallow) is the source of this 913-nucleotide messenger RNA. RefSeq names its product transmembrane protein 14C-like. Gene Ontology annotation, cellular component: mitochondrial membrane. NCBI's taxonomy places the organism in Eukaryota, Metazoa, Chordata, Aves, Passeriformes, Hirundinidae. Gene Ontology annotation, biological process: regulation of heme biosynthetic process. The record is from RefSeq and is a predicted model, not a curated record. The coding region runs from base 79 to 402 and encodes 107 amino acids. The transcript is spliced from 5 exons.